Molecule: messenger RNA, 2165 nt
Organism: Galdieria sulphuraria
Lineage: Eukaryota; Rhodophyta; Bangiophyceae; Galdieriales; Galdieriaceae
Product: aldehyde dehydrogenase
Exons: 1
Coding region: 98-2110 (670 amino acids)
Molecular function (GO): aldehyde dehydrogenase (NAD+) activity
Source: RefSeq, a predicted model, not a curated record
UUGAGAAUUCAGUUGCAGAGACCGAGAUGAUUUGAAUGAGAAGAAUGGCCCAUCAGGAAUCGCAUAGGAAUGGAUGGUUAAAGAAUUGUCAAUAAAGAUGACCGUCAACUUCUUUGGAAAUAACUUGUUUCAACAGUUGUCACAGACUGUAGCAAAUGGUUUUUAUUUAGUUGGGUUAUCGCUACAGAGGAUAGGCUCAUAUAUUGUCAACUUUGGAAACGACUGUAUUUAUGAGGAAACUUUGGUUCAUUCCAGACCUCUCAACUUUGCUGCUUCUGUUUCAGGCCAAGUCAUUUCCAUACCCUGGUUACUAGUUGUUGUAGCCCUUUCAACUCUUUUCAAUUGGGUUUCUCGAGUCGUUAGAGUCGUUUUCAAAUUGCUAUCAAUUACUUUCAACGGAGAAAGCGCGGGUUUCCUCGGACUUUCUGCAACUCGAAAGAUUCCUCCCAGGAUAAAUAUUUCUGCUGGAGAAAAGAUAGAAAUGCCGAAAUAUUUGUUAGGAAAGAAAGGAAUGGUGGUGGAUACUGAACGAAAACUCAUACACUGUUAUGCUCCAGCGAGCGGUGCAUUUCUUGGAUCCGUUUCGAUGAUGGAUGAAAAACAAGUCAACGAUGCUGUGUUGAAGGCAAAAGAAGCUCAAGAAAAAUGGAAAAUGGUUUCUUUUAGUGAAAGAAGAAAAGUUUUACGGUGCCUAAAGAAAUAUAUUGUGAAGUAUCAAGAUGAUAUCGUUUGGAUGUCUUGUUUGGAUACAGGGAAAACAAGAGUUGAUGCAGUUCUUGGAGAAAUCAUAACUACACUUGAGAAGAUUCGUUGGUUAUGUGCAGAAGGUGAAGCAGUUUUAUCUACAGAAAGGCGCUCUGUGGGUCCACUUACUUUACAUAAAACUGCUCGAGUGGAAUAUCAUCCCUUGGGAGUGAUUGGAGCUAUUGCACCUUGGAACUAUCCCUUUCACAAUAUGUAUAAUCCGCUUCUUGCAGCUUUAUUUUCUGGUAAUGCUUUUGUAAUUAAGCCUUCUGAAUAUAGUUGCUGGAGUUCUCUGUAUUUUGCCAAAAUUAUCCGCAGUGUUUUGGACUUUUGUGGAUAUCCUUCGGAUCUUGUUCAAAUUUUAUGUGGAGAUAAUAGCACAGGCGAAGCACUAACCCGUUGUCCGUUUGUUGGAAAAAUAUUUUUUACUGGUUCUACUAAAGUAGGAAGACUUGUGGCUAAGCAAGCAGCAGAACAGUUGAAACCUGUUGUUUUGGAGCUCGGAGGAAAGGAUCCAUUCAUCAUUCUACAAGAUGCUGACCAGGAACAAGCAAUCGAAUUACUAAUGAGAGGAGUAUUUCAGAAUUCAGGUCAAAACUGCGUCGGAGUUGAAAGAGUUUUUGUCCAUCGUGACAUUUUUGAACACUUUGAAAGCAGGAUUGUGUCAUUAGUCAGCAAAUUGACAGUAGGAAACGAUUUAGCUGACGAAAAUGCUUGCGUGGAUCUUGGUGCUAUGACAAUGGGUCCAAUAGCUAUUCAAAACAUUCAGUCCCUUAUUCAAGAUGCGUUAGAUCAAGGUGCACAGAUCCUUCAUGGAAGCUUAUCGAAGCUGUCGGAUAAAGAUUCAUACUUGAUGAGUCCAAUCGUUUUAACUCAUGUUUCUAAAGAUAUGAGAAUUAUGCAAGAAGAAGUGUUUGGUCCAGUUAUUGUUUUGAUUUCCUUUGAGGAUGACAGUGAGUUGGUCGAGUUGGUUAAUCUUUGUCCCUUCGGUUUAGGCUCUUCGGUCUUUUCACGAGAUUAUAAUCGUGCCAAUCGAAUCGCAGCCGAGUUACAAUGUGGCAUGUGUAAUAUUAAUGACUUUGGUGUGAACUAUCUUUGCCAGAGUUUGCCGUUUGGUGGUACUAAGGCUUCGGGUUCCGAUCGCUUUUCGGGAGCUGAAGGUCUUCGAGGCUGUUGUUUAGUAAAAGCAGUUACUUGUGAUCGUAUUUCAGGAGUGCGAACCAGAAUUCCGAAACCUUUGAGGUAUCCCGUUAAGAAGAAUGGAUAUCAUUUUUCGAAAUCCUUGGUCGAAGUUUUAUAUGAAGAUAGUCAGCUUCAACGUAUGCGAGCAGUAUGGCAGUUGAUAAGAACUGCUUUAAGUGGAUAAGUAACCAAAGCCUAAUAAGUAACAACAUUCCUGAGAAUAUUUAGUCGACUUAUUU